GAGAGAGAGAUAGAGAGAAAAAAUGGAGAAAAACAAGAGAAUUCUUACGUUUUUGCUUCUGGUGGUGUUUUUUCUUGGAGUUGUGAUGAUGAGAUCAAAUGGGUAUGAUUAUGAAGGGGAGGAAGAGUGGGGAGGAGGAGGAGGAGGAAGAGGAGGAGGAGGAAGAGGAGGAGGAGGAGGAGGAGGAGGAGGAGGAGGAGGAGGAAGAGGAGGAGGAGGAGAAGGAGGAGGAGGAGAAGGAGGAGGAGGAGGAGAAGAAAGAGAAAGAGGAAGAGGAGGGUUCAUCAUGAAAGAGUCGAGACGAGUAUUCAAAUCAGAAGGUGGAGAAAUGAGAGUUGUGAUUUCUCCAAAAGGAAGGAUCAUUGAGAAGCCAAUGCACAUAGGGUUUCUAACAAUGGAACCUCAAACCCUCUUUGUCCCUCAAUAUCUUGACUCCAGCCUCCUCAUCUUUAUUCGUCAAGGUGAAGCAACGCUUGGAGUGAUAUGCAAAGACGAUUUCGGAGAAAAAACAUUGAAAGGAGGAGAUAUCUACUGGAUCCCGGCUGGUUCUGUAUUUUAUUUACUCAACACAGGCCGAGGCCAACAACUUCAUGUUAUUGCCAGCAUUGAUCCAACUCAAAGCCUCGGACUCGAAACCUUCCAACCUUUCUAUAUAGGUGGAGGCCAGAUGUCUGUACUCGCCGGCUUUGAUCCCGACACUUUAACUUCAGCAUUAAACGUUUCUCGACCAGAGCUGCAAAAAUUGAUGAUGAGUCAGUUCCGUGGUCCCAUUGUGCACAUCAGGGAACAUGCUCCCACAAUGUGGACUGAGUUCUUGGGGUUAAGAGGGGAAGAGAAACAUAAGCAUCUGAAGAAACUAUUGGAGAUGAAACAAGGAACCUCUCAAGACCAAGACUACAUCCCAUGGUGGUCUUGGAGGAACAUAGUAAGAUCGAUCUUGGAUCUAUCCGAAGAAAAGAAUCGCUGGUCGGGAUCUUCCAAGUGUGAGGACUCGUACAACAUUUAUGAUCGGAAAAGUGAUUUCAAGAACGACUAUGGAUGGAGUAAAGCUCUUGAUUAUGAUGAUUACGAGCCUCUCAAACACUCUGGUGUUGGCGUUUAUCUCGUAAAUCUCACCGCGGGAUCAAUGAUGGCUCCUCAUAUGAACCCAACAGCGACAGAAUACGGCAUCGUUUUGGCCGGUUCCGGAGAGAUUCAGGUGGUUUUUCCGAAUGGAACUUCUGCUAUGAACACGAGAGUCUCUGUAGGCGAUGUGUUCUGGAUUCCUCGCUACUUCGCCUUCUGCCAGAUCGCGUCUCGGAUCGCACCGUUUGAGUUUGUCGGAUUCACCACAUCGGCUCACAAGAACCGGCCUCAGUUUCUUGUUGGUUCGAACUCGCUACUUAGGAGUCUCAAUCUGACGUCACUGGCCAUGGCUUUUGGAGUCGACGAAGAGACGAUGAGGCGGUUCAUUGAGAGCCAGAGAGAAGCUGUUAUUCUGCCCACUGCAGCUGCGGCUCCUCCCAAGGGUGAAACUGUGCGUUUUGGGCUUUGAUCACCUUUUGAUUUGAGUGAGAAAUGUUUUCUUUUGAAUGCUGUGUUUGUACGUAGAUAAGCAUGAGUAAUGUUAUGGUUGUAAAAAUGAAAAAAAAAACAUGAGUGUAUGUUAUGUAUGUUUUUGUUUCUUUGAAACGGCAUAAUAAAACUAAUUAAAGCUA
Messenger RNA from Eutrema salsugineum, 1697 nucleotides. Its product is annotated as vicilin-like seed storage protein At2g28490. The transcript has 5 exons. Lineage: Eukaryota; Viridiplantae; Streptophyta; Magnoliopsida; Brassicales; Brassicaceae. The coding region runs from base 23 to 1534 and encodes 503 amino acids. The record is from RefSeq and is a predicted model, not a curated record.